This is a messenger RNA of Lycium ferocissimum, 1937 nucleotides long. RefSeq names its product protein NUCLEAR FUSION DEFECTIVE 4-like. The coding region runs from base 161 to 1834 and encodes 557 amino acids. Gene Ontology annotation, cellular component: membrane. The record is from RefSeq and is a predicted model, not a curated record. Lineage: Eukaryota; Viridiplantae; Streptophyta; Magnoliopsida; Solanales; Solanaceae. The transcript is spliced from 2 exons.
UUUCAAAGCACGAAUACUCGUGGCCCAUUAUUUUAUGGACCUAAAAUAACCAAUUGCUUGUCAGAAAGAAAAAAACCAAAAAGAAAGGGCGUUUAAAUAAAAUAAAAUAAAAUAUUUUAAAAAUGGGAUGCGUCAAAUUUAAUUCUCUUCAUUCAUUAUCAUGACAGCUAUACUCUAUUCCUCGUCACGGAACAUUUCCAUGGAGAGCAGCAGAUGGCUAGCAGCAGUUGCUAGCAUAUGGAUCCAGUGUAGCAGCGGUGCAUCAUACACCUUCGGAAUCUACUCCCCUGUGCUCAAGUCCACACAAUCUUACGAUCAAUCCACUCUUGACACUGUUUCUGUUUUCAAAGAUAUCGGAGCCAACGCCGGAAUUCUCUCCGGUCUCCUUUAUACAGCUGUCGCGGCCACACCUACCACGACACGUGGCAGGUUCUCGUUUCUCCACGGUGGACCAUGGGUUGUUCAUUUAGCUGGGGCUGUUCAGUGCUUUGUUGGUUAUUUCUUUAUGUGGCUUGCUGUUACUGGGAUUAUAGAUAGACCACCUGUGGGUGUUAUGUCGGUUUUUAUGUUUAUUGCUGCUCAUGCUCAGACUUUUCUUAAUACGGCUAAUGUUGUUGCUGCUGUUCAGAAUUUCCCGGAUCAUAGUGGGACUAUUGUGGGUAUCAUGAAGGGUUUUCUUGGCUUGAGUGGAGCAAUUCUAAUACAAGUGUAUCAGACCAUAUUCAAUAACAGCCCAAGCUCACUGAUAUUGAUGCUUGCAUUGCUGCCAACUAUAGUCACUCUGAUGCUCAUGUUUUUGGUGACAGUCCAUGAGGCACCUUCAAGAAAUGAGGAGAAACAUUUGAAGGGCUUCUUGUUAAUUUCUUUAGUUAUUGCUGCAUAUCUUCUGUUUUUAAGGAUUUUGGAGAACGUCGUUGUCUUCCCACAAUGGGCACAGAUUAUUACAUUUUUGGUUCUCCUUGCUCUACUCUGUUCUCCUAUUAGUGUCGUGGUCAAGGCCCAAAGGGCUGAUCUACAGAGGCUGCCGCCAUCAAUCACAUCUUCUACCUCUCUAUUGGUAGAUGACCCUGAACUGGAGACCCCUAAUAAAUUGGCUGUUGGGUAUCUUUCGGAUUAUGAAGAAGUGCCUACAGAUACAGUCCAGCGAAAGGCUAGCUCUAUCUUGCAGCCUGAUGAACAAAAGAAUUUGUGGCAAGCCAUGUGCACCAUAGACUUUUGGUUUCUAUUUGUCGCUAUGAUAUGUGGGAUGGGAUCAGGACUGGCCACGAUAAAUAACAUUAGCCAGAUUGGGGAAUCACUUGGUUACACAACAUUGGCAAGAAGUACAUUAGUUUCCUUCUGGAGCAUAUGGAAUUUUCUCGGCCGUCUUGGAGCUGGAUAUGUAUCAGAUAUAUUUCUGCUCAGGAGAGGGUGGCCAAGGCCAUUAUUUAUGGUCUUUACUCUAGCAGCAAUGACUGGUGGCCAUGUGAUUAUCGCUUCAGGUUUUCCUGGAAAUUUGUAUGUUGGUUCACUGCUAGUAGGUAUUUGCUAUGGCUCGCAGUGGUCGUUGAUGCCUACCAUAACUAAAGAGAUAUUUGGUGUUGUCCAUAUGGGUACAAUUUUCAAUACAAUCUCCAUAGCUAGUCCAGUUGGUUCUUAUGUUCUUUCUGUCAGAGUAAUCGGCUAUAUAUAUGACAAAGAGGUAUCAGGAGAAGGAAAUUCGUGCUUUGGUACUCACUGCUUCAUGUUAUCUUAUUUCAUAUUAGCAUCAGUAAGUCUUUUUGGAGUUCUAGUUGCCUUGGCAUUGUUUUAUAGGACGAGAAGGUUCUAUUCCCGUGCGCUGCUGUUGUGCUGAUCACAAGGCUCUCCCGAUUUGCUGGCAUAAGUUUUGGCCUAGGCUUCUGUAUUUGGGUCAAUGCUUGUAGAGUACACUGGCAAUUUGUAUCUGCAUCUUAACA